Cynara cardunculus var. scolymus (artichoke) is the source of this 3181-nucleotide messenger RNA. RefSeq names its product rab3 GTPase-activating protein catalytic subunit. Bases 234 to 3104 code for a protein of 956 amino acids. NCBI's taxonomy places the organism in Eukaryota, Viridiplantae, Streptophyta, Magnoliopsida, Asterales, Asteraceae. Gene Ontology annotation, biological process: positive regulation of GTPase activity. The record is from RefSeq and is a predicted model, not a curated record. The transcript is spliced from 23 exons. Gene Ontology annotation, molecular function: GTPase activator activity.
AAAAUCGACGUGCUUUUUAUGCCUAUCGCUAACCAACAGAUCUCGUCUGCCUUCCAGUUGAUCGUCUUCUCGUCGCAGUUAAUUCGAUUUCAAAACCCAAAAUCGACGUGCUUUUCUUCAAUUCCCUGUUGAUUUACAUAUUAUGCAGCUUUUCGUUUUGGAGUGUUAAUCUACUGAUUCCACUUAGUACUGCAAUGUGUUUCAUGAAUUAGGAGGUCGAUCUUAGGUAUUUAAUGGCGUCAUCUAGUAAGAAAAGGAAUGAGAUGGUAAACGAGGCUGAGGAAGAAGAAGAGUUAGAACAUUUUGAUGACUUUACCCUAGCCUCUUCAUGGGAAAGGUUCAUAUCAGAAAUCGAGGCUGUUUGUCGACAAUGGUUAGCAAGUGGUCCCAAAAAUUUGUUGGAAAAGGGAGCUGUUCCCCUGGGGGAACCGAAGAACUUGUAUAAGGUCAAGUCAGAGCUGAAAUAUGCUAUGAAAAACUAUUGCAUGGAGUACUACUUCGAAAUUAGUAAUGCUGGAAAGGUUGUAGAUUGGAAUUGCACUUCACAUGACCUGCAAUUAUCUUUUGGUGUGAAGGAAUUCAUGGUGAUUGCACCUCAAAGUGCCAGUGGGGUUAUUCUUGAUUCACCAGAGGCUAGCAAGCUUCUAAGUGCAGUUGCUAUAGCCUUCUCAAAUUGUUCUAGUUUAUGGCCAGCAUUUGUUCCAGUGCAUGAUCCUUCUCGAAAAGCUUACAUUGGUAUCCAAAGUAUGGGGACAGUCUUCACUCGAAGAUUUGAGGCAGAUCUUAUUGCUAGUCAGGUUCCAGUAAAACUUAUGCAUUUGGAGGGAUUGUAUGAGCUGUUUGUCUCUAAGUUUGCCUUCUCCUCGUCAGACCUUUCGACACAUCUCUUCAGAGUUCAUUUCACCAUGAAGCUAACAUACAAAACUCUUCCUUACGAUGAUGACAAUGAAUUGCAAAAAUCCGACUCCGAGAUUACUGAAUCUGGUGUGGAUACUGUAAGUGAUAGCCGCAACAAACUACAAUGGGAUGAUGAUUGUCCUUGGAGUGAGUGGUACACUGCAGAAGACCCCGUAAAAGCUUUUGAAUUGAUUGCCAUGUGGGAAGAGAAAACGGUUGAAAGCUCCAUGGAGAUGGCUGAACUGGAAAAUGCUUCUAUCCAUGAGGCUCAAAAGUGGUUCAUUGUUCCCGAAUUCUCUUCAUAUCUCAUGGGUGAUCAUAUGGGAAACAUGGUUGGGUUUGCUUCACAACUUCGUCUCUUGAUUGAUGCAUUGGCUAUGUCCUUGGAGGUUCAAUUCAUGGAAGAUUUUGUUUCAGUUGAAACAUCAGGAUCUGACAAAUUGAAGUCAUCUGCAGUAAUUCCUCCACCGACAGUUCUUGAUCGCGUGCUCAAAGAUCUUUGUCAUGCGGGACCUGGACUCAUUUCUCCCCAAGGCGGACACAAGAGUUCUCGAACUAUCAAGGGCGCUCCCUUGGAAAAUCUGUUUGCUCAAUUUUGCUUACACUCGUUAUGGUUCGGAGACUGCAACAUACGUGCCAUUGCCGUACUAUGGAUAGAGUUUAUUAGAGAAGUCCGUUGGUGUUGGGAAGAGUGCCAGCCAUUGCCACGGAUGCCAACCAAUGGCACACUUGACUUAUCAACUUGUUUGGUAAACCAAAAGCUGCAUAUGCUUGCAAUAUGCAUCGACAAAAAACGUCAGCAGCUGGACAGCCAACAAGAUGGUAACAAUAGUGAUUCUCUUAGCGUUGAGGCAGAUGAUCUGGUUAAGGAGGGAUUAUCUGAUCCAUCGAGAGCCAAAGAACGUUUAGUUGAGGAAAGUGACAGCACUUCAACUUCCGAUGGUUUUCAUAAAUCUGGAACAACCAUUCAUAGGUAUAGUUCUACGCCGCAAUAUGAUGUAACAUCUGCUAAUUUAGAAUCUUCAAAUCAUAAGAGGAGGGGAUCAGCAGGUGUAGUUGAAUCCAUGAUGCUUCUGAACUCACACAACUACAUGCAUGCUCCAUUCACUCAGGAUCCACCAAUUAUGACCGAAGAUAUGCAUGAGGAAAGGCUCCAUGCUGUUGAAGUCUUGGGUGAUUCAUUUAGCUUCUCUGCCCAGUUGGAGAAGGACAUACUAUCUUCAGAUAUGUCGGCAUUUAAAGCUGCAAACCCAGAUGCUGUUUUUGAAGAUUUUAUUCGAUGGCAUUCCCCGAAAGAUUGGGAGGAUGAUGACAGUUGUACAUCAUCAUCUUCUACUGUUGAAACAGGAGAGUUGAAAAAGAAAUGGCCUCCUCGAGGAAGACUUUCAGAGAGAAUGUCGGAUUCUGGUAAUUCAUGGCGCAAAAUAUGGAAUGAUGCACCUCCUUUGCCAGUUUCAGAGCAGAAGCCACUUAUGGAUCCCAAUAGAGAAGGAGAAAAGAUACUUCACUAUUUGGAAACAGUUCCACCACAUCAAUUGCUGGAACAAAUGGUCUGCACCGCCUUCCGAGCAGCAGCCGACACUCUUAACCAAACUAGCUUUGGUGGGCUAAAACACAUGACAACAAAAAUGGAUCAACUAUAUCUCACUUUGGCUUCUGUAUUAAGGCCUUUGCAAGCAAACAAGUUACCUGGGGAUAUUGAGAUAAUUGAAGACAUAAGACGACUUUGUGUUGUAUUCGAGCAUGUGGAGAAGCUAAUAAUGGUGGCAGCUUCUCUUCAUCGCAAGUUCUUGCAAGCACCGCAUCUUGCACAAGCUAUUUUCGUUGACUUUUACGACUUUUAUGUACGGAAAAUGGGAAAAGGCUCCGUUAAAGGAGAUGCAAACAAGGUCGGUGAUUGGUUUGUGCAGGAAGUGAAGAAGCGGCAAGAAGUAAGGGUGAAGGAGAGAGAUGUGAUAACAAAUAUGUUUGUUCAACCGUCGGCUAACCAGUCUUGGCGGAAAGUGUUGAGCAUGGGGAAUUUACUGAACGGGCACGAACCAAUUCUUCGGGAAAUCGUAUUCUCGCUGCGAGAUCGAGUGGAUAGCAGUUACCAUGCUCCUAGGAAUUCAUGGAGUCAUGAGCAGGAAAUAGAAACUCACAGGAUGUACAUUUGUGGUACCUCAAAUGAUCUAAGGGUAGCUCUCUCUGUUACUUCUUGUGAUUGAUAAUAUACAUCUUUUUAUUUAUGUUUUUUCUAUAAAUUGAUGAAAUCUUAUAUUACUAAUUAUGUUUUUCUAUACUU